Molecule: messenger RNA, 3575 nt
Organism: Cinara cedri
Lineage: Eukaryota; Metazoa; Arthropoda; Insecta; Hemiptera; Aphididae
Source: the annotation of a GenBank genome assembly
AGUAAAUAACUUUUUGUAACACCUAUAUGAGUUUAAAAGUUAACAUUCCUUUAUAAUUUGUGUUUGGUAUUUGUUAUACAUUUAAGAAACUAUGUCUAGUCAAUUGACAUCAAAAUUAUUCCAUUUGUUGAAACCAACAACUUGCACAAUUUGUUCAAAACGAUGUAGUGGUGUUAAAGUUAAGACAAAUGAUUCAGAUCCUUUUAGUAAGAUGCAUUUUUAAUUUUCAAGUCUACUACUAAUUUAGUUUACAUAAUUUUAAAUAUUUGUGUUUAAAAAAGUGGUUCCAUAUAGUGAUUCGCCUAAAGAUCAACAGCGAUUAUAUGUAUGGGGCAUGGCCGAACACGGUGCACUAGGUGAUUUAAAAAUUAGAUCUCGAGAUCGUCAGAUACAUUAUAUAUAUAGACCAGUGAGGUUAAGAUUUUCAUAUUCUCAUAAAGUAUAAACAUUCAUAUUUUUAUUGUAAUUUCUAAAUUUAUAUAAAAAUUAAUUUUUUUAGAUCAAGGAUCUGGCAUGUGGUUACGGAUUUACAGUUUAUGCUGUUGAUAGUAAUAAAUACAAACUCUUUGGCUGUGGUUUAAAUACAGAUUCUCAAAUAGGUAAAGUGUAACAUAUUAAUGACAAUAUUAUUUGUAUAGGUAUUUUAUAUUUUAUAUGAAUUUCAGUAUAUUAAAUAUAUCUACCAAAAUAUUGUUAAAUUUUGUAUUACAAAUGUUAAUUUCAUAUUAAGUUUUUAAUUUAAUUGAUUGUUUUUAAUUUGAUGAAAAUAAACUAAACAUUUUUUAGUACAGUUUAACGGUUUAAUUAAUUAGUAUACUAAACUAUUAAAAUGCUUUUAAUCAUAGUAUCGGCUUAACAAAAAUGUUAGUUUAUGUUUAAUUCAUAUUUAUAUUUAUAUUUAAGUAUAACCUGGAUUAAUAUUAGGCUAUUUAAUUUUACUUUUUUAUUUAGGUUACCACGAUCCACGGAAAGGGCAUCCUUUGGGACUUAUACUAGCUACUGUACCAAUUAAUCUUCCUUUUAAACAAUCAAAUAUUAAAAUUAAAGCAGUGGCUGCAGGUCGAGCUCAUACACUUGUAUUAACAAACUCAGAUGGCGUGUAUGCUUUAGGUAAUAAUUCAUAUGGACAAUGUGGAAGACAAAUUGUUGAAAAUGAAGAUUACAGUAAAUUAAGAAAUGUAAAUAACAUUACAUUAGAUGGUAAUAUUUCAAAAAUAGUUUGUGGUCAAGAUCAUAGGUAAACUGUUGACUUUUUAUUGUUAUUAUUUUGUUACUUGUCAGAUUGUAAAAUUAAUUAAUUGUUUAGUUUAUUCAUAACUAAGACUGGUGAAGUAUAUUCAUGUGGAUGGGGUGCUGAUGGUCAAACAGGAUUAGGUCAUUAUAAUAAUGAAUCACAGCCCACUAUUGUUGAAGGAGAUAUAAAAGGAGAAAAUAUUGUUAAAGUAGUGUCUUCAGCUGACUGUGUUUUAGCCUUAAAUGGUAAGUCAUUUAUCAAUUGAUAUUAUUUUUUAAAAUUAUUUUAGAAUAUGAAUGUGAUUGUAUAGAAAGUGGGAAUUAAAUGAUUAUAAUUUGUAUUCAAUUCUUAGGUAUAUUUUUCAAAUUGAUUAAGAUAAAAUUGUUAGCGGUAAUUUUUAUUUGAUAAACACUGUGUUUAAAAUUGUUAGAAUAAACAGAAAUUCUUGAAAAUUUAACAGUAUUUUCAUUAUUGUUUGUACUUAGUAGUAAAAAUAAAAAUGAGCAUUUUUUGUUAUAAGAGAUUUAAAAUCAAAUUUUGAUGACAAUCAUAAAUAUUACAACCUUUCAAAACAUGUAUAACCUAACUUUGAUUUAAAUCAUUUUUAUAAACAAUGGUUUAUCAUUGGUUACAGACAUAAAUUAAAUAACUAUAUCCCAACUACCUACCUACAAGAGUGGCUGUAUCUGUCACCGGUAGUAGUUUUUUUUAUUUUCCUUAUAGUUUGUAGUUUUCUUGUUACAGUUUUGAUAAAUUUAUUAAAAUCAACUUACGGAGUUUUGCUGAGCAUAUCAUUGGUUAAUGGUAUACCAAAUUUGGUAGAGUAAACAAUAUCAGAAUUAUGACACUAAAAUUGUGAAAAUUGGUUUAUCCAUUUUUAUAAUUGAAAAUUAAUCAUCUAAUAGCUAUAUUUAUAACGUGUUUAUGUGAAUAUUAAGUAUUUAUUAAUAAUUUAAAGGUUUUAAAAACUGUAUUUUGACUGUACCGCCAAAUAACUAAUGAUAUCACUUAUAACACAAUGCGCGAAACACAUUCGCAUUGCUUCUGCAAACCAAUUAUAGUUGUACUGAUAUUAACUUUAAAUUGCUUUUAAUUAAUUUUGAAUAAAUUACUAAUUAGUAUUAUUCAAUCAUUAAAAUUUAUUUUAAAAAUAUCUUCACAGUAUGUUUGCAAAAAAAUUAUUGUUUUCAUUUAAAUUUUUUAUGUUUACCAACAAAAGAUUCCCAAGCCAAAAAAAAAAAAAAAAAAUAUAUACGAAUAAUAAUAGUAUACUAUUAUUAUUCGUAUAUAUUUAUCCAUUUUGAAUAUUUAUAUGGUAAAUGGCUGUAAUAUAAAUUUUGAAUCACAUUGUGUACAUUAAAUAUCCAAAUUGGGUGAAAAGGGAUGAAACCAACAAAUCUUACCACGGAUUAUUCAUUGUGAAAAUUAUACAAUCAGAAGUUGUAUGAGGUAUUUCUUGGUAUUUUAACAUUAUUCCUAAUAGCCAUAUAAUUUGAAACUACUUUUCUAUUCAAUUUAAGACUUUUAGAUGUUUUUUAAUUUUGAAACUAUUUUAUUCAGAGUAAUUAUUUUUAGACAAAGGUGAAGUUUUUGGCUGGGGUAAUUCAGAAUAUGGGCAAUUGUUAUUGGACAAUGACAAAUAUCAAAUUAAUAUUCCAAAAAAAAUACCUUUGAAUAAAUCUAUAGGUAAAAUCAUUGAUAUUGGAGCUUCAGGAUCAUCUUGUAUAGCAUUGAAUGGUAAGAAAACACAAUUAUAAUAUUUCUUAGCACAUAUAUUUAAUUUUUUAAUAUUAUGCAAUGCAGAUGAAGGUAUUGUUUUUGUAUGGGGUUUUGGUAUUCUGGGUAAAGGCCCCGAAAUUAACCAAAGCCAACAACCUACUCCAAUACCACCAAUUUUAUUUGGUCAAAAUCAAUAUAACCCUGAAACUAGAGUCAAAUCAGUGUACAGUAGUUUAUUUCAUAUGGCAGCAAUAACAACUGAAGGAAAUCUAUAUACAUGGGGUAAAAAUAAAUGGGGCCAAUUAGGUCUCGGACAUCUUAAAGACCAAUAUUUUCCUUUACAAGUAAAUUAUAUAUUUUAAACUUAAUUCAACUGUAUAUGUUAAGUAAUUUUAAAAUUGUAUUUAGGUGUCAGUCGGAGCUGUUGUUAAACGUGUGAGUUGUGGAGUUGAUCAUAUGUCAGCACUAUGUGUACCUUACCAAUAAAACAAUAUAAUACAUUUUUUAUUUAUACAAAUUAAUUUAUGUACAAAAAAUUGUAUUAUUUAGUCUGUAUAUGAAAGUAUACAAAGACUUGCAGUGAUUUUUCUGUGUAGUCACCUUGAAUUAAAUGAUACUUUAA